This is a messenger RNA of Botrytis byssoidea, 1358 nucleotides long. RefSeq lists its product as uncharacterized. Bases 278 to 1255 code for a protein of 325 amino acids. NCBI's taxonomy places the organism in Eukaryota, Fungi, Ascomycota, Leotiomycetes, Helotiales, Sclerotiniaceae. The transcript has 8 exons. The record is from RefSeq and is a predicted model, not a curated record. Gene Ontology annotation, molecular function: methyltransferase activity.
AUCCCGAAUAUACCUUGUCACUUUCCCAACCACAAGCUCGGGGGGCGGGGAGAGAUUGAGCCGUCCCGAAAAUCCUAUCACAAAUCCACAAGGAAAUCACUGACUUACCGUCACGAUGACAUGGUUCUGAAAAACAAGGAAGAACGGAAGCCUUUCUAGAUCUAGAAGCUCAAAGUGUGCGCAGAAAUCUUCCAGCGACUUCUGAAAUAAAUACUGUAAGAUACCCACAAUACGUUUUUAAAUGAUGUGAAGAUUAUUGCAACAUUUGAGAUAGUCAAUGUCGGAACGAAACUUUAUCGAGCCUGGGGAUGAUGAUUUUAUUGAUGAGGGAGCAGACGUUGGAGAAGAUGUAAGGAGCUCUCUCGCGUCGCUAACUUCAAGUAUCAUAAAGGGAGUAGAAGAAAAUGGGAGAACAUAUGCUGUAUAUGGUCAAGAAGAAUAUGGAAUGCCGAUGGACGAGAUAGAGAUGGACCGAAUUGAUAUGGCCCAUGCAAAGUAUUUUAUGCUUCUUGAGAAGAAAGGAUUCCUAGCACCUAUUGAUGCAGAUGUCCAAAACGUCCUAGACCUUGGUACUGGAACUGGAGCUUGGAGUGUUGAUUUUGCUGAUGCUCAUCCAUCGGCUGAGGUCGUGGGAAUAGAUAUUGCUCCCAUACAACCCAUUUGGGCCCCGCCAAAUUGUCAAUUCCAAGUCGACGACAUCACUCGACCUUGGACUUGGAAGAAGGAUAAUUUCGAUUUUGUUUUCGCUAGAGAUUUACUCUUCUCAGUCAGAAACUGGCCGGAUUUGAUUUCUCAAUGCUAUGAUCACAUUAAACCCGGCAGUUGGGUAGAGUUCCAAUCCAUUCAUGGUGUUCUAGGCUGCGAUGACGAUACUUUACCCCCUGAUAGUAAAUUCCGCAAAUAUGAUAAACAUAUUAGAGCCGCCGCAGUUGCAUUUGGAACCCCUCUAGAAGAUCCGGCUUCGUUCAAGAAAUGGUUCGAGAAAGCCGGUUUUGAAGCUGUUUUGGAAAAGAAAUACAAGAUCCCUUCAAAUCCAUGGCCGAAAGAUCCACGACUAAAGUUGAUCGGGGCUUUCGAACAGGAAAACUUCAUGACUGGACUAGAAGGUAUGAGUAUUCGUUCUUUUGAUAAACUAGGCUGGAUUCUAGACGAAAGCAAAAGAUUCUUGGGGGAAGUAAAAAAGGAAAUCAGAAAUAGGAGAAAACAUCCUUACUAUCCAUUCUAUGUUGUAUAUGGUCGAAAGCCAAAACAAUAAAACAAAAACAUAGAUCAUAACGUUUUAGAAGAAUGAACUGGAUUUCUCAAUUAGACAGUGUCUCGCGAAGAAGCCAUAUGGUUGGCAAUAAAGAUCUGAUGCU